AUGGAGGAUUCUCUGUUGCAGGCCGAUAUCCUGUUGUGGAAGAAGCGCUCUCGGGCCAGUCUUAGGAAGCAUUACAGUGUUCGAAAUUUGGCCGCUCGAGAGCUAUACGAUACAGAGAAAUCGUUCGUUGAAGGCCUGGAAUUCCUCAUUACGUUUGCAAAGCAAUCGAUGAUCGAAACGUACAUCUCGUUCGUAGACAACUUCAAAUUCGCUAAAGCUGCUAUCACACAAGCUCGUGGGAAGCCAUCGUUCGAGAAAUACUACAAUGUAGGUUUCCCUAUAAAAAGACGAUAUUUAGGAUGGGCUGCUUAG
Molecule: messenger RNA, 312 nt
Organism: Cooperia oncophora
Lineage: Eukaryota; Metazoa; Nematoda; Chromadorea; Rhabditida; Trichostrongylidae
Source: the annotation of a GenBank genome assembly